GUAUGCUGUUUGAAGGUCGCACAUUGAUGACGCUGUGUUUGCAGUCUCGCUAUUUUGGUUUUGACAUCGUAUGUCUUAACCGUAGACUGUAUAUAAGAAAGCUCUUAACCAUUGACUGAUUUCGCAACAUAAGUAAGGAGAUGUCAUCUUUGUGUGGCACCAGCAAUGACUGCCAAGAUUCAGGUCAAGAGGCCACAGAGAAACAGAAGGAGCAUCCUCGUGCACUCAUCCCUGAGUUAUGCCGACUCUUCUACCAGCUUGGAUGGGUGACAGGGACAGGAGGAGGAAUCAGUUUGAAACGAGGAGAGCAGAUCUACAUUGCACCAUCAGGAGUCCAGAAAGAGAGAAUACAGCCAGAAGACAUGUUUGUAUGUGACUUGGAAGAAAGGGACAUCAGUUGUCCACCUGCAUGGAAGAAGUUAAAGAAGAGCCAGUGUACACCGCUCUUUAUGAAUGCCUAUAUAUUGAGAGGGGCACAGGCAGUUAUACACACCCACUCCAAGGCUGCUGUCAUGGCAACACUGCUAUAUCCUGGCAAAGAGUUCAGGAUAACACACCAGGAGAUGAUCAAGGGGAUUCGUAAGGGAACCUCGGGCACAAACUAUCGGUAUGAUGAAAUCCUGGUCGUGCCUAUUAUUGAAAAUACACCAGAGGAGAAGGACUUGAAAGACCGGAUGGCUUGGGCAAUGGAGGAAUACCCAGACUCAUGUGCGGUCCUUGUCCGCCGACAUGGUGUCUAUGUCUGGGGCGAGUCAUGGGAAAAAGCUAAAACCAUGUGUGAAUGCUAUGACUACCUCUUCGACAUCGCUGUCCAGAUGAAGCAGUGCGGACUGGACCCUGCUGCCCUCCCAGUGGAAGAAAAAGGCAUAGUUUGAUUCCCUGGUGCUUUUUAAAGAUACAUUUGUUUCAGAAAUGUCAGUGGAGUUCAAUCAGUUGAGCGAAUUGUAAUAAUUUGCCUUUCAUGCCGGCAUGCAAACUUCAUUCAAAUUUGAUGAAAUUUGAUGGUAAAGGCAGAUCCAGGGUUGUGAUUCAAGGAGGUGCGCUGCAAUGCACUGUGGGACAACACAUGAGUGAGCAACUGUAAAAUGAUGGUCCUCAUGUUCAAAUGCUAUCCUUUGCAAGUUUGACUGCACUGGAAUCAAGGUCUUGGUGUAUGUGAGGCAAGAACAUGCUCUGCAUUUCAAUUAAUUUGUAAUGGUAAUUACUGGUCUUUGCUUCAAUCAAUAAAAACUGAGGGAACGAAA
Messenger RNA from Micropterus dolomieu (smallmouth bass), 1244 nucleotides. Its product is annotated as APAF1 interacting protein. Gene Ontology annotation, cellular component: cytoplasm. The transcript is spliced from 8 exons. Gene Ontology annotation, molecular function: metal ion binding; methylthioribulose 1-phosphate dehydratase activity. Lineage: Eukaryota; Metazoa; Chordata; Actinopteri; Centrarchiformes; Centrarchidae. The coding region runs from base 141 to 875 and encodes 244 amino acids. The record is from RefSeq and is a predicted model, not a curated record.